GUUAAGCAAGAUGUUGUAUAAUAUUGUUUAACUUUCAACCUUUCACGACAAUAUUCAAGACGAUGAUAUCACACUUGUGUUGACAUUUGAAACUUUUGCGCAUUUAUUCCCGCCGCCGUUUCAAACGCUACUUCGUGCAUUUUUACGGAGUGCGAGUCAAAACAAUAUCAUUUUUUGAAAUCAGGUUCAACUAUAUUAGUGAAAAAUUAAAUCUUCAUAAAGAAUGUGGGAGGUCAAGUCAUUUCUCGGAAUAUGGUCACUCAAAACAGGGGCCUUAUUUAGUGGCAUAGGCAGCAUUGUAUUGGCAAUCUUGACAAUCGUUGCACUAUUUACCAUAAAUGCCCACUGGAAUAUGAUAAUCAUCCCUCUAAGCAAAUUUGCAGUACAAAUUAUUUUCACCAUAUUCCUGUGCAUGACAAUUUUUUAUUCGGCUCUUAUGGUUGUCGGUGCAAUCAAGCGGAAAACAUUAUAUAUGCUUCCAUGGGUAACCUUGACUAUGGUUGCUAUUCCCGGAAUCCUGAUCAGUGUUCUUUACACAUCAAUUAUGUUUUUUAUUCAAAAGAGUAUUUUAGAAGGAGUAUUAUGUCUCAUAAUUGGUCUUAUCUUUAAUGUUUUCUGUGCCUAUGCGUGGCUCGUAACAAACAGCUACUACAGAAGAUUAAAACUUGAAAAAAUGAGUACAAAAAUUGGACCAUAUGGAAAACCGUAUACCUACCAACGUCCUUGAAAAUUAUAUUAAGUACAUAUCAUAAGAAGAUAGAUAAAAAAGAUAAUAUAUUCACAUUUAAAGUGUGCGGGUGCGAUAUUAAAUUAUCGCAUACACGAAUCAUCUCAUUUUUUUUAUACAUCAAGAAAAUGUGUGAAAAUAUCGAAAGGUUCCAAAGUAGUCAGAAAAAAAAUCAUUAUCGGUUCAAAUUUACCGAAAACGAAUACAUUGUCGAUGCAUAUUCAGGUUUCUCGUCCCACACACACUGUGAUGAUUCUAUAAGCGUAUACUCUUGCGAUUCCUUAUAUAUACAUAUUUAAAAGCGCUUCCCUAAAAGAAUGUGCUUACAUGUGUAAAAAUGUAACACAUUAACAUAGACUGUCUCUGCCUGUACUUUUACUUUUAUAAUGUUAUGUUCAUGUACAUAUAAUUUAUUAUUGACUAAGAUAAUGAAAGAUAAGAAAAUAAGAACUUUUUGAAACAUCGUAGGAAAAGCGCGCGCGAGUGUGCGUAGAGUAUUGCCCAAUAUGCAGCAGCUGCAACAACUGAAGCAAUAUUUACAUGGACAUCAUGGCCAAAAAUAUACCUUGGCGAGGGCAAGGCCGUUAAUGAAAGCCCAAUAUGAGAUGAGAUUCAUGACAAUGAUGACCAUAUUAGAGCACACCAAUGCUCAUUGGUUGAACCGCACUUAUAUUUCGCAAUGUCAGCCUCAUGCAUAUCCGUAUGCACAAUUACAUCAAAUACUCUGUUAUAUUCCAAAUAAAAAAAACCCUUUUAUUAUA
This is a messenger RNA of Belonocnema kinseyi, 1488 nucleotides long. RefSeq lists its product as uncharacterized. The transcript is spliced from 5 exons. Lineage: Eukaryota; Metazoa; Arthropoda; Insecta; Hymenoptera; Cynipidae. The coding region runs from base 224 to 727 and encodes 167 amino acids. The record is from RefSeq and is a predicted model, not a curated record.